ACGCGCACCCCAACCGGCUAAUCCCGGAAUCACAAGCUCAUGGUCCGGCUUGCGACGUAGACGUCCCGAAAAUAAGUUCAGAGUGCAGUGACACCAGCGCUACUAAGGAGCAUACCAGAUCUUGUUCUUUCUUCGCAACCAGGCGAUCGUCUUUCAGGGCUGUAAGUCUAGAUGUAGAAGACUGAGCUUGUCGAUUCGUUUGUGCAGUGUUCAAAGCCAAGUUCUUAACCAGCGCUACCCUCAUCGCAGCGGGUCAUGGCGCCGUACGCUCUUACCCCUACAUCUGAGAGGGGGAGUCUCUCGGAUGGAGAAGUCAAUGGGCAUGCAAACGGCGACCAACACGAAUCAUCAAUUGUAGGGCUGGCCAACGGCCGCUCUAAUGGAGCUGCAAAUGGUCAUCACGAAACUCCCCAGAAUGGUAUCCCGCCAUCGGACGGCCGAAAUCCGCAGGCUCCCCAAUUGACGUUGGAAACUGCACCGGCGGUUCCUUACGAGACUGCAUAUACAAAUGGAUACACGGAUGGCUACACCGAAGGAUACACCAAGAGUCACAUCGAACUGCAACACCAGCCAGUUGCCAUCGUUGGCAUGGCGUGUCGCUUCCCUGGUAACGUGUCGACACCUGAUGAGUUCUGGGAGCUGUGCGCACGUGCCCGAACCGGCUUCUCUGAAAUUCCCAAAGGCCGCUUCGAUAGCAACCGUUUUGUUCAUCCAAAUCCUGGAAAGAGCGGUACAACAAACGCACACGGUGGCAAUUUUCUACAGGCAGACCUUAAAUCCUUCGACGCUCCAUUCUUCAGCUUCACAGCUCAGGAGGCCACCAGUCUAGAUCCACAGCAAAGACUCCUUCUGGAGUGCACGUUUGAGGCUCUCGAGAGCGCUGGUAUACCCAAGCACAGUAUUGUAGGCCAAGAUGUUGGCUGCUUCGUUGGCGGCACGUUCUCUGAAUACGAGGCGGAUCUUUUUAGAGAUCCAGAGACGAUCCCAAUGCAUCAGGCAACAGGGUGCGCGUUCGCCAUGCAGUCGAAUCGUAUCUCACAUUUUUUUGAUCUGAGAGGACCGUCAUUCACGGUAGACACUGCCUGCUCUAGCAGUAUGGUGGCAUUACAUGUGGCCUGCCAAAGUGUGCGAAAUGGCGAGUCAAGCUCUGCCAUUGUGGGAGGGGUUCAUCUCAACAUGUUACCUGAGUUCUGGAUCUCGUAUUCCAUGUCAAGGCUCUUUGGUGAAGCCGGUAGGUCCUUCGCCUUCGAUCAAAGAGGCACCGGCUAUGGCCGCGGCGAGGGAUGUGGCGUCAUAGUCCUCAAGACGCUAGAACAGGCACUAAAAGACAACGACCCAAUCCGAGCUGUGAUCACUGGCAGCGGUAUAAACCAGGAUGGAAGAACUCCAGGUAUCACCAUGCCGAAUGGUUCUGCACAAGAAUCGCUGAUACGAUCCGUCUACAAGAAUGGCGGCAUGGAUCCUGCAGAUACGGGAUACGUUGAGGCCCACGGCACCGGAACAAGAGUUGGUGAUCCGAUCGAAGUCGGCGCGCUACGUGCCGUUUUUGGGGAGGGUCGCACGAAACGAAAACCACUGUUCAUCGGCUCGGUGAAGUCAAAUAUUGGGCACUUGGAAGCGGCCGCUGGCAUUGCGGGCGUCAUCAAAACAGCUCUCAUGCUCGAACGUGGUUUCAUUCUGCCAAACUACGACUUCGAACAGCCCAAUGAGAAAAUCCCGUUCGACGAAUGGGGGCUGAAAGUGCCGACCAAUCAACGACCUUGGCCAAUCGGCAAGCGCUGGGCGAGUGUCAAUGGCUUUGGCUUUGGUGGUACUAAUGCUCAUGUUGUUUUGACCAAAGGUCCGCUCGAGAGAAAGACCAUGAAAGAGGAGAUCGACACGCAGGUAUUCGACAGGUUGUUCUUGUUGAGUGGGAACGACAAAGUCACGGCUGAACAAGUGAUGAAGAAUUAUGGAAUAUAUCUUGAACAGCGCCCCGAAGUCUUCCAGAUCGACUUGUUGAGCGACUUGGCAUAUACCUUGGGGCAGCGCAAGACCCACCUUCCGUGGCGUAUAGCUGUGACUGCGUCAAGCUCUGUCGAUCUCGUGGAAACACUCUCGAGCGGCAAAGUCCGUCCAGUGAAACAAGACUUGGAGCCGCUUCGUUUAGGUUUCAUUUUCACGGGUCAGGGAGCACAAUGGUGGGCCAUGGGCCGCGAACUUUAUGAGCGCUACCCUGUUUACGCAGCAGCAAUCGACCGAGCCGACAAACACUUGCUGUCGAUUGGGGCUUCUUUCUCGCUGCUCGAGGAGCUCUCCAAGGACGAGAUAGACACUAAGAUUAACAGCGCCCAUCUGAGCCAGCCUUCCUGUACUGCGGUACAGUUGGCGCUGGUUGACUUAUUGAGAACGUGGGAUAUAAACGCCACAGCCGUUGCAGGCCACUCUAGCGGAGAGAUUGGCGCUGCUUAUGCCGCAGGGAUCAUCGACUUCGAUGACGCGAUGACUGUGGCGUAUCAUAGAGGACGCCUCAUUCCGAUUUUGAAGGAGAAGUUUCCUACUCUAGAUGGGAGCAUGAUGGCCGUUGGUGCUGGGCAAGCAGACAUUGCUCCACUGCUUGAGCGCAUCCCGAGCUCGGCGGGUGAGGCCAAGAUUGCUUGCAUCAACAGUCCUUCCAGUGUCACAGUAUCGGGCGACACAGAUGCUAUUCUUGAGCUUCAACGAAUUAUCGAAGAAGUUCAUCCAGGAAUGUUUGCGCGAAAGCUGCAAGUUGACACUGCUUAUCAUUCGCAUCAUAUGAACCUGGUAGCGAAGGAUUACACCGAGUCGCUGCGCUUUGUCAAGCCGCCUAAGGACUCGAAUACGCUGUUCUACUCGUCGUUACUCGGUCGCCUGGCUAAUUCUACAGAACUUGAUGCAACAUACUGGGUACAAAACUUGACCUGUCCUGUGCGUUUCGAUGAAGCGGUACAAAGCAUGUGUCAGCCGACUGAUAGCCAUCAAACUGGCGUCAAUUUUUUGUUAGAACUUGGGCCUCAUUCAGCGCUUGCGGGCCCAAUCAAACAAAUUCUCAAGGCCGUUGGACCCUCCGCGAGCAAGAUUGCGUAUGCAUCAGCCUUAGCACGCAAGAAGAGUGCUCUCGAGACCGCUCUUGCACUUGCCGGGACUUUGUGGAUCAAAGGAGCUGCGCUUGAAAUGGGUGCGAUCAACUUCCCAAAGACGAUGGCGAAGCCGCCGGCUGUGCUCACUGACAUACCACGAUAUCCAUGGAACCACCAAUCACAGUAUUACCAUCAAUCUAGGUUCACAGAAAUCCAUAAAUUCCAGAACGACCGACGUUCGGACAUUAUAGGCGCAUUGGCUAUGUACUCGAAUCACACCGAGCCCACCUGGAGGAAUAUCGUGCGCUUGGACGAGCUCCCUUGGCUACGCCAUCACCAAAUUCAAGGGUUGACUAUCUUCCCGAUAUCCGGUUUUGUGUCUAUGGCCUUGGAGGCUGCGGCGCAGAAGGCGUCCUGGGACAGCAUCGAGUUUGACGUCUUGGAAGUCUGCGACUUGCAUGUCGCCACACCUAUCGUAUUGUCAGAAGAUGACCUGGAGAUGACCAUAACACUGCGACCUCAGUCAGGAAGCGCAACGGGCCCAGGACUGCGAGCUAAGUUCUUUAUAUCAUCAUGGGCAACCGCGAAAGGCUGGACUCAGCACUGCACAGGGUUUGUGAAGACCAAGCGGGUAGAAGCCCAUGACCUUCACAAUAACCGACUGGUCGAUGUUCGAAGACAAAAGUUGAGGUCCAAGUUAUUGAGCAUUGCGGAAGCCGCUAAAGACGUCGUGGCAACUGACGCGCUCUACGAACGCAUGUCAGCGAUUGGAGUAUCCUAUGGAAACACUUUCCAAGGGCUCACUGAUUGUCGAGCAUCCAAGAGCGGAUCUGUGUCUGAGCUGGUGCAAGCUGACACUGUUACCGAUAUGCCAAAUCACUACGAGUCGGACUACAUUAUUCAUCCAACAGUAUUGGAACAGCUGAUCUCCUCAUACUGGCCGGUUCUGAACUCCACCAAUGGUCUCUUAGACAACAUCCACCUGCCCUCGUCUAUUGGUAAGGUCACAGUGUCAGGGACAGCGUCCACAACACUUCAGAGCAAUAGAGGGAGAUUACAGGCAUUCUGUGAGCCUCGUGAAAUUCUCAGCAACGUCAAAUCGAACAAGCUCUCUAUGUUCGCCAUGGCGACAAUUGAUGCGGACGAGCCUGUCAUCACCAUCGAAGAUCUAACUACAGCGCCUAUUCUAGAGAAGGAUGCUAACACCGAGGCUGACGGCGCUCGAGAGCUCUGCUACAAGCAGACGUGGGAGCCAGCCUUUGCAGAGCAGAAGGAAGAAACCCCGGCUCAGUUCGAUGCUGAAAUUGUCAUUAUUCACGGAGAAACCGACCUGCAGCGCAGCCUAGUCGGCGAAUUGGCUUCAAAUCUAGCUACUGUAACAGGUUCAGCGCCCGGUACGGGUGUCUUGGGUCAAGUCGAUGGUACUAAAAAGAUCUGCAUCUUCCUCACCGAGGUUGACCAAACCGUUCUAUCGACAUUGGAUCAACAGAACUUCGAGGCGCUACAGAAGCUUCUCACCUCUGUACAAGGCAUACUCUGGGUCGUCAGAGGCGCCUACCAGAACGCUAAGAAUCCAGACGCGAACAUGAUUGCCGGGUUUAGCCGCACUCUUCGUUCCGAGGGCACUCUCAUGGAUUUCAUCACAUUGGACUUGGAUGGUGAGACAAUGUUAUCUCAGUCAGACAUGGUCCGCACGAUAUCGAAGGUGUUCCAAGCAUCGUUGGGCGUCAAUCGUCAAGUUGAGGAGACCGAGUUCAUGGAACGGGGCGGCUUGCUACUCACUCCUCGCAUAAUCAACGAUGCAGACAUGAACGAAUAUGUUCAUCAGCAAGUGCAGCCUUCUGCAACUGCCCCUGCUCACUUCACGGACACUGAGCGGCCGUUGCGAACGUUCAUUGCUACACCUGGCGCGCUAGACACAGUGCACUUCGAAGAUGACCACAGAGCGCAGGCUCCAUUACCUGAUGAUGAAGUAGAGAUCCAGGUCAAGGCAGUAGGCAUCAACGUACGAGAUGCCGAAACAGCCAUGGGCCACCUUCCCGGCGACGAUCUUGGCAUGGAGUGCAGCGGUGUGGUAAUCCGCGCAGGAUCCAGUAUCUCCUCGGUCAGCGUUGGUGAUCGUGUCGCGGCCAUCACUCCCAACGGGUCACUGUCUACUGUUGCCCGUGCCCACGACCGGUUUCUCGUCAAACUUCCGGAUCAUCUGUCGUUCCAAGAGGCGGCAACGAUCCCGCUCGCAUACUGCACUGCGUACCACAGCCUGGUUGACACCGCUUCGCUCUCCGAAGGCGAGUCUGUUCUAGUUCACCACGCCGCAUCCGCUGUGGGACAAGCCGCUGUUUCUGUGGCACAAAUGCUCGGCGCAGAGGUGUUCGCCACAGUGAGGAACUCCGAGGAGAAGGCCACUCUGAUCCAGCUGUACAACAUUCCCAACAACAACAUCUACUUUGCUGGCAGCGACUCAUUUGCCGACUUCUUGCUCGACGCGACGAAGGGACUCGGAGUGGAUGUUAUCCUCAAUGAUAUGUCGGAGGUCGAAGUUCUCCGCGCGACAUGGCGAUGCAUGGCCAAGUUCGGCCGUUUCGUUCACGUCGGAUGCAAAGACCUUGCCCAUGUAGCUUUCGAAAAGAGUGCGACGAUUGUAUGUGUUGAUGUAUUCGCGCUUGCGCAGGAUCGACCACAGAAGCUGAAGCGGGUGUUGAGCGAUGUUGCUAAGCUUCUGCGGUUCGGUAAGGUGUUGCCUAUACAUCCCGUCGUCUCUUAUGGUAUAUUGGAGACUACGCCUGUGCUACAAGCACUGCACUCGGCCGAGCUACAUGGAAAAGCUGUUAUAGUUCCACGUGAGGAUGAAGCGGUACUGGUGCCACGUCUUGAGGAAGAAGCGAAUAUCCUUCAUGCCGAUGCCACAUAUGUUUUGAUUGGUGGUACUGGUGGCCUUGGCCGUAGCAUGGCCAGAUGGAUGGUAUCCAAAGGCGCACGCAAUAUCGUUCUUCUUUCGCGGAGUGGUGCCGUUCAAGGCAAGGCGAAAGAGCAAGUCGAUGCCCUCAAUGCCUCAGGCGCCAAUAUUGUGGUCCGGCGCUGUAACGUGGCUGAUCGCUCGGAUGUUGACGCUUUGAUGACCUCGGGUCUAGAAGGUCUGCCACCUGUCCGAGGUAUCAUCCACGGUGCUAUGGUUCUGCGCGAUGUCUUGUUCGAAAAGAUGACCUUCGAGCAAUAUACCACCGUUAUCGAAUCGAAGGUCAAGGGCGCAUGGAACUUCCACCACGCACUUGCGUCAUCACCGCUUGACUUCUUCAUCGUCAUCUCUUCGGCUGCAGGUGCUGUAGGUAACAGAGGUCAAGCAGCUUAUGCGGCCGCAAAUACGUUCCUCAACGGUCUUACCCAGUAUCGUGCAUUCCGCGGUCAGCCAGCAGCGUCUAUCGACCUGACAGCCGUCUCCGAUGCCGGUUAUCUCGCUGAAGAUGCCGAAAAGGCUGCGGAAGUUGCGCGCAAUCUGGGCAGCGACACCAUUUGCGAGGCCGAAGUGCUUGCACUUAUCAGCGCAGCUAUCACCGGCAAAAUGGCGAGUACCUGCAACCACCACGCCAUCACUGGCAUGCGCAUCACGGCCACCAUGCGUCCCUUCUGGUCUACCGAUGCAAAGUUCAAGCGCUUGUUGUCCGUUGCUGAAGCUGAAGCUGCUGCCAUGUCUUCCAAUGGCCCGGUUACUAUCUCCUGGGGUGCCGCGUUCAAGACAGCAGCGUCGGCCUCUCGCGCCGAAGCUGAGGAGGUUGUCUGCAAUGGGCUUUUAGAGAAGAUUGCCGAGGUCGUUGGUAUGGAGAAGGAGGAAUUGGAUGUUACUCGACCGCUGAGUAAUUAUCCGCUUGACUCACUGACAGCAAUCGAAGUGCGCAACUUCAUCACGAGAAUGUUUGAGGCAAACUUGCAGGUUUUGGAGUUGUUGGCUCAAGGAAGCAUCCAGGCCUUGGCAAAGGUAGUAUGUACGAAGAGUAAGGUCGGCGUGGUGGCGGAGUAGAGAGCGUCCGUGCGGCUAAGAUGAUGCUGAACGCUCUUGUAGUCGUGAAUCUUUCUGUGAGUCGAGGCGAC
Molecule: messenger RNA, 7166 nt
Organism: Paraphaeosphaeria sporulosa
Lineage: Eukaryota; Fungi; Ascomycota; Dothideomycetes; Pleosporales; Didymosphaeriaceae
Product: BcPKS8, polyketide synthase
Exons: 10
Coding region: 256-7095 (2279 amino acids)
Biological process (GO): fatty acid biosynthetic process; secondary metabolite biosynthetic process
Molecular function (GO): phosphopantetheine binding; 3-oxoacyl-[acyl-carrier-protein] synthase activity; fatty acid synthase activity
Source: RefSeq, a predicted model, not a curated record